Messenger RNA from Acytostelium subglobosum LB1, 1812 nucleotides. RefSeq lists its product as hypothetical. Gene Ontology annotation, molecular function: 5'-nucleotidase activity. The record is from RefSeq and is a predicted model, not a curated record. Bases 1 to 1812 code for a protein of 603 amino acids. The transcript has 4 exons. Lineage: Eukaryota; Evosea; Eumycetozoa; Acytosteliales; Acytosteliaceae.
AUGAUGAUCUCAACAGCAGCACUAAAUCGUUGUUCAAGAGUUGUCAACAAUAACAUUCAUUCAUUCAAGAGGAAUAUAAUAACAAACAAACAAUCUCAACAACAUUACUAUUGUUCAACAAACAGUGGAGGUGGAAGUGGCAGUGGCAGUGGAAGUGGCAGUGGAAGUGGAAGUGGCAGUGGCAAAAGAGGAGGUGGAGGUGGAGAUAUUGAUGAUGAUAUUACAAUAGAGACAACGACUAAAGUUACGAAACAUAUACAUAUUGGACCAAACUAUACAUAUCUAUGGAAUAAUCUAUUGAAUGAUGAUGUUCCACCAUCUACAUCAAUCAAAGGUGGUCGAGGCUCCACAGACGAGUCCGAAUACCUCCAAACACAUCACUCUGUCCUUAACCUUUCACUCGAUCAACUGAUCAAUACACAUAAGAAUAGACACUCGGUUGAUCUUAGCCGUGUACCUACACUUGAUCCACAGGAUGUGUUCAUUAAUAGUGAAUUGAAGUUGAGUGAGAUCAAGGUGUUUGGAUUCGAUUAUGAUUAUACACUGGCCAACUAUAGUGAUCAGGUCCAGAACUUGAUCUAUGAACUCUCGGUCAACUACCUGGUCGAUGAACUAAAGUAUCCAUCCAAUCUAAAGGAUCUGUGCUACGACCCCAAGUUUGCCAUCAGAGGUCUACACUAUGAUAUGUCCACAGGACUACUAAUGAAGCUUGACUUCCUAAACAACAUCCAAGCUGGUGCCAUCUAUUAUGGACGAAGAGCACUAAGCAAAGAGGAGACAGUAUCAAUCUAUGGAUCAAUGCAGUUAAGGAGAGCAUAUUGCGAGACAUAUUUGAAGCCAAUGAUUGAUAUCUUUUGUAUACCAGAGGCUUGUUUGAUCAGCGACAUCACUCAAUUCCUCGUGGAUAAUAACUUUACUUUCGAGCCAAGAAUCAUUUACGACGACAUCACCAAGGCUGUGUCCAAGGUGCAUCUUAGCGGUAGUCUGCACUCCCGCAUAAUCAACGACUUUCCCCUCUAUCUCAACAAGCAUCCAUUGUUAGGAGAGUUCCUCUUGAAGCUUAAGGCUGCCAACAAGAAGCUCUUCCUGUUGACGAAUAACUCAUUCUACUUUGCCAAUCAUGGCAUGCGAUACCUGCUCAAUGAUCAACUUGGCGGAUCCUAUAAUGACUGGACCGACCUGUUCGACGUGAUCAUAACGCAGUGCGAUAAGCCCACGUUCUUUGGCAAGGGCCGCAACUUUAGAAGCUUCGACAUCAACUCGGAGCGCUACGACUGGAGCGAGAUCCGCGAGUUCAAGCCGGGCAAGGUGUAUGUGGGCGGCAGCCUGCAGCAGUUCACCAGCAUCAGCAAGUGGAAGGGACGCAGCGUGAUGUACUUUGGCGACCACCUGUUCAGCGACCUCGUAGAGCCGUCGACCAAGGAGGGCUGGCGCACGGGCGUCAUCAUCAAGGAGCUCGAGACCGAGGUGGAGAUCCAGAACUCGCCAAAGUAUCGUGAGAAUCUGGCCGAGCUGUUGCAGAUUGAGGACGCCAUACGUCGGUGUCAGUUCUUCAAGGGCGAGCGCAAGGAUGUAUUCCUCGAGACGUUAAAGACCGAGCGAUAUGCCAAGCGACUGGCGUUGAAGGAGCCUUUCAAUCAGAGCUUUGGCAGUUUGUUCAGGACUCAUACCAAUGCCACGAUGUUUGCAUACUCACUACAUCGUCAUGCCGAUAUCUACACGUCAAAGAUUGAGAAUCUAAUCUCAUAUCCACUCGACUACUCAUUCUACCCUGGCAGGAACUAUCUUCCACAUGAGUUCAAAUUGAACUAA